GGGGGUUCAGAGUGGCCAACUGGCGUGACGCUCUGUCAGGAUUCCUAUUCCUAUUCCUCCCACCUCAGGCCCCCUUCUAGUCCUCUCAGCCAAAAGCCUCUCGUUUCCAAGGGCCGAGACAGAGACAGAGACAACGAGAUACACAGAGACAGAGACGCCAAGGCACCAGCAUCCCUCUCCCCCUUCUGUCCCGCCCCAUCGCUCUGACGGACACCAUUGCUCAGCCAAUGUCGCUCACGAUGUGCCCCUGAAGGGCCAAUGAGCGCCAGAGGAGGGCGGAAGAUUUCCCCGCCCCCACUUCUAGGCUUGGUUGAACCGUGCAGAUACCUUCUCGAAACAAAAGAUUUUCCUACCUGCUUAUACUUGGUAACCGAGGGAAUUACUAAGACUUCUUGCUCAUUUCUGAGUAUUGUCUUUAUAUCCUGACACUAUGAAUGCUACUUGGAUGCCUCUGAAGUCUGUUCUCUGGGGAGGCAGUAAGGGGCCGUGGAGCUGGCAUCGGGAGAGGCUGGACUUCCUGUCUCUCUGUGCUGAAUGGCUGCGAUGGCGCCCGCUCUCACUGACGCAGCAGCUGAAGCACACCAUAUCCGGUUCAAACUGGCUCCCCCAUCCUCUACCUUGUCCCCUGGCAGUGCCGAAAAUAACGGCAACGCCAACAUCCUUAUUGCUGCCAACGGAACCAAAAGAAAAGCCAUUGCUGCAGAGGAUCCCAGCUUAGAUUUCCGAAAUAAUCCUACCAAGGAAGACUUGGGAAAGCUGCAACCACUGGUGGCAUCUUAUCUCUGCUCUGAUGUAACAUCUGUUCCCUCAAAGGAGUCUUUGAAGUUGCAAGGGGUCUUCAGCAAGCAGACAGUCCUUAAAUCUCAUCCUCUCUUAUCUCAGUCCUAUGAACUCCGAGCUGAGCUGUUGGGGAGACAGCCAGUUUUGGAGUUUUCCUUAGAAAAUCUUAGAACCAUGAAUACAAGUGGUCAGACAGCUCUGCCACAAGCACCUGUAAAUGGGUUGGCUAAGAAAUUGACUAAAAGUUCAACACAUUCUGAUCAUGACAAUUCCACUUCCCUCAAUGGGGGAAAACGGGCUCUCACUUCAUCUGCUCUUCAUGGGGGUGAAAUGGGAGGCUCUGAAUCUGGGGACUUGAAGGGGGGUAUGACCAAUUGCACUCUUCCACACAGAAGCCUUGAUGUAGAACACACAACUUUGUAUAGCAAUAAUAGCACUGCAAACAAAUCUUCUGUCAAUUCCAUGGAACAGCCGGCACUUCAAGGAAGCAGUAGGUUAUCACCUGGUACAGACUCCAGCUCUAACUUGGGGGGUGUCAAAUUGGAGGGUAAAAAGUCUCCCCUGUCUUCCAUUCUUUUCAGUGCUUUAGAUUCUGACACAAGGAUAACAGCUUUACUGCGGCGACAGGCUGACAUUGAGAGCCGUGCCCGCAGAUUACAAAAGCGCUUACAGGUUGUGCAAGCCAAGCAGGUUGAGAGGCAUAUACAACAUCAGCUGGGUGGAUUUUUGGAGAAGACUUUGAGCAAACUGCCAAACUUGGAAUCCUUGAGACCACGGAGCCAGUUGAUGCUGACUCGAAAGGCUGAAGCUGCCUUGAGAAAAGCUGCCAGUGAGACCACCACUUCAGAGGGACUUAGCAACUUUCUGAAAAGCAAUUCAAUUUCAGAAGAAUUGGAGAGAUUUACAGCUAGUGGCAUAGCCAACUUGAGGUGCAGUGAACAGGCAUUUGAUUCAGAUGUCACUGACAGUAGUUCAGGAGGGGAGUCUGAUAUUGAAGAGGAAGAACUGACCAGAGCUGAUCCCGAGCAGCGUCAUGUACCCCUUUCCGCUCUGUCGCCCAGGCUGGAGUGCAGGAGUGCAGUAGUGCGAUCUCAGCUCACUGAAGCCUCUGGCUCCUGGGUUCAGGUGAUUCUCGGGCCUCAGCCUCCCUAAGUAGCUGGGAUUACAGCCACCCGCCACCAAGUCAGGCUAAUUUUUUUCUUUUUUCUUUUCUUAAGUAGAGACUGAGUUUCACCAUGUCGACCAGGCUGGCCUCGAACUCCUGACCUCGUGAUCCGCCCACCUCAUCUUACUGGUUUUUCUAAAUCUAGGCUGGCUUACUGGAGAAGGCUGAAAAAGAUGAAUAUGUGGGAAGAAUUGGUGUUUCCUUGACUGUAUUAAAAGAGUCUCACUCUGUCGCCCAGGCUGGAGUACAGUGGCAUGACCUUGGCUCACUGCAACCUCUUCCUCGGUUCAAAUGGCCAGGCUGGUCUUGAACUUCUGACCUCAAGUGAUCCACCCGCCUCAGCCUCCCAAAGUGCUGGGAUUACAGAUGGAGUCUCCCUCUGUCACCCAGGCGGGAAUACAGUGGUGUGAUCUCGGCUCACUGCAACUUCCACCUCCCUGGUUCAAGCAGUUCUCCUGCCUCAGCCUUUCAGGUAGGUGGGAUUACAGUCACAUGCCACCAUACCCGGCUUAUUUUUUUGUAUUUUUAGUAGAGACAGGGUUUCACCAUGUUGGCCAGACUGGUCUCAAACUCCUGACCUCAGGCAAUCCGCCCGCCUGGGCCUCCCAAAGUGCUGGGAUUACAGGCGUGAGCCACUGCGCCUGGCCUGUGUGGUUUUUAAAUUAACUUUUUCUAGUCUACUAAGGUUUACUCAGACCUUUAGCAGGUGUUCUUGGAUACUGACUAGGCCCAAAGUCCUCUUCUCAUCAAUGUAUUGGCAAAUACACUCACUUGCGAUGUGAUAUGAGACCCUGAGGUUUACCUCCCAAACAGCAGGAUGUCUGUUUUGAGAGUUUCCUGGCCAAGUGGUGGAAAGUACCAUGGAAAUGGAGUCUUCCUUGCUUCUUACUUAACUUGAGUUUGGACCAUAAAGAAGUCAUUCUUGUGUGGACCUCAGUUUACUCACCUGUACAGUAUAGGAUGGACUAGAUGAUCUAAUGAUCAGGGGAUUGGCAAACUUGUUCUUAGGGCACCAAUUAGUAAAUAUUUUAGGUUUUGCAGGCCACCUGGCUAUGUCACAGCUGCUCAGCUCGGCCCUUGUAGGAUGAAAGCAGCCAUAGACAAUAAGUAAACAAAUGAGUGUGGCUGUGUUCCAAUAAAACUUUAUUUACAAAAACAGGCUGUGGCCGGCCAUAGUUUGUUCACCCCAUUUUUGAGCUCUUGACAUUCUUUAGUCUGUGAUUUCGAUAAUUAGUUUAGGAAAAAAGCUUUGACUUUCAUAAAUAAUGCUUCUGGAAAUCUAGUAAAACCUUUAAAUUUUGGCCAGGCGUGGUGGCUCACACCUGUAAUCCCAGCACUUUGGGAGGCCGAGGCGGGUGGAUUGCCUGAGCUCGAGAGUUCGAGACCAGCCUGGCCAACAUGGCGAAACCUCGUCUCUACUAAAAAUACAAAGAAUUAGCCGGGCGUGGUGGUAGGCGCCGGUAGUCCCAGCUACUUGGGAGGCUGAGGCAGGAGAAUCGCUUAAACUCAGGAGGCGGAGGUUGCAGUGAGCCGAUAUCAUGCCACUGCACUUCAGCCUGGGUGACAGAGUGAGACUUCAUCUCAAAAAAGAAAAAAACCUUUACAUUUUAUUUUUGCUUUUUCCCUUUAUCAGGAAAGUAAUGUAGAAAAUUUAGAAAACCCAGCACAUUAAUAUUUUGGUUCCUCUCAUUAGGUAACCAUCUUUGGGUGGACAUGUGUACAUACAUACAUAACUUCUUUUUUUCUUUUGAGCAAAAAAGUACAUACUUUUUUUCUCUUCUGUCACCCAGGCUGGAGUGCAGUGGCGCGAUCUCGGCUCACUGCAACCUCCACCUCCCGGGUUCAAGCGAUUCUCCUGCCUCAGCCUCCUGAGUAGCUGGGACUACAGGUGCUCGCUGCCACACCCAGCUAAUUUUUUGUAUUUUUUAGUAGAGAUGGAGUUUCACCGUGUUGCCCAGGCUGGUGUCGAACUCCUGAGCUCAGGCGAUCCGCCCGCCUCAGCUUCCCAAAGUGUUGGGAUUAUAGGCGUGAGCCACUGCACCUGGCACAUGUAUAUGUAUGUAUUUUUUACAAAAUUGGAUGAAGUAUAAUUUAUUUGCUAAAUAUUUUCACUUAUGCCAUGAUAUCUUAUUUAAUCUUUAAUUUGUCUAUGAAAAUACCUGCUCUGCUAGGGGGCUUCUAGUUGAAAACUCAUUAAUUUAAAAAAUUAAUUUUGAAUUCAGCCACCUAUUCUUUUUUCUAAUUGUUUCUUGUAGCUUUUGCUUUGAUUGGAAUAACUUUAUUCUAGGAAUAAAGUUGUGUCAUCUGCAAACAUGAAUCAUGUACACAUCUGAUUUUCUUAUAUUUAUGUCUCCUUUUUCUCUUCAAAUUACAUUGCCUUUACCAUUGAUGGGAACCUGGGUAAUAAAGAAAAAAGAAAAAAAUUGCAUUCCCUACCACCUCCUCCAAAACAAUGUCAAAUGUUAGUUAUAAUGAUAGGCAUCUUAGUAUGCUAUCCCAAUUUAAUGGAACUGUUGCAGAUAUUUAAUGGUUAACUGUUGGUUUGAGACCUUUAAUGUGUUGAGUAUAUUCACCUAUUUCAAUUUUUUUUCUGUUUAAGUUUUUUUUUUUAAAUGAGAUAUGGCUAUUAUAUUUUGUUAAAUGACAUCUUAGCAUCUUUUAAGAUGAUCAUAUAGUUUUCCUCCUGCAUGCUACAUAUUAAUUACAGUAGUGUGUAUUCAUAGAAUUAUAUUAGUGGAUCUUAUAUUGAUUCACCCUUACAUUCUUGCAGUGAACCUCUCUUGAUCAUAUUAUUUUUUCACGUACUGUUUGACUUUAUUUAUUUAGUUUUGAGACAGAGUUUCGCUCUUGUUGCCCAGGGUGGAGUGCAGUGGCGCGAUCUCAGCUCACCACAACCUCCGCUUCCCAGGUUCAAGCGAUUCUCCUGUCUCAGUCUCCUGAGUGGCUGGGAUUACAGGCGCCCGCCACUAUGCCUGGCUAAUUUUUGGUAUUUUCAGUAGAGACAGGGUUUCACCAUGUUGGCCAGGCUGGUCUUGAACUCCUGACCUCAGGUAAUCCGCGGGCCUCAGCCUCCCAUAGUGCUGGGAUUACAGGUGUGAGCCAUCGCGCCCAGCCUGUUUGACUUUUAAAAAGGUAUUUUGAUUUUUUAGUUUAUACGUGUACAGUGCAUAAUGUAUUUAAGAUUCAUCUGUGUUGUUGUAUCAGUAGUUUCUUUAUUGCUGAGUAGCAGUCCUUUAUAUGAGUGUAUCACAGUGCAUUUAUCUGUUCAAUAGUUGAAUAUUUCAAUUAUUUCUAGUUUGUGGCAGCUAUGAAUAAAGCUGCCGUAAACAUUUCCAUAAUGUUUUUUGUCUGAACACAAUUCUUGUUUCUCUUGAGUAAAUACCUAGGAGUAUGAUUUCUGGGUUGUAUGUUUAUAAGAAACUGCCAAAACUGUUUUCCAAAGUAGCUGUACCAUUUUGCAUUCUUACCUGCAAAUGUAUGAAGAGUUCCGGUUGCUCUGUAUCCUCCCUAGCACUUGAUAUUGUCAGGUUUUUUUUUUUUUUUUUGAGAUGGAGUCUGGCUCUGUCACCCAGGCUGGAGUGCAGUGGCGCGAUCUCGGCUCACUGCAAGCUCUGCCUCCCGGGUUCAUGCCAUUCUCCUGCCUCAGCCUCCCGUGUAGCUGGGACUACAGGCGCCUACCACCACGCCCGGCUAAAUUUUUGUAUAUUUAGUAGAGACGGGGUUUCACCAUGUUAGCGAGGAUGGUCUCGAUAUCCUGACCUCGUGAUCCUCCCGCCUCGGCCUCCCAAAGUGCUGGGAUUACAGACGUGAGCCACUGCGCCCGGCCUCAAGUUUUUUGUUUUUUUUUUUUGCCACCUUAAUAAGUAUAUGGUGGUAGCUUCUUCUGGUUUUAAUUUUCUUGUCCCUAAUGACUAAUGGUUCUGAGCCUCUUUUUAUGUGCAUCUUUUGAUUUGCCAUCUGUAUAUCAUUGUUUAUGGAAAAAUACUAAAAUCUUUUUUUUUUUUUUUUUGAGACAGAGUCUUGCUCUGUUGCCCAGGCUGGAGAGCAGUGGCACAGUCACCACUCACUGCAGCCGCCACCUUCUGGGUUCAAGCUAUCCUCCCACCUCUCGGCCUCCCAAGUAACUGGGAUUGCAAGUGCGCACCACCACACCCGGCUAGUUUUUUUUUUUUUUUUUUUUUAAUAGAGAUGGGGUUUUGAUAUGUUGCCCAGACUGAUUUCGAAUCCUGGGCUCAAGCGAUCUGCCUGCCUUGGCCUCCCAAAGUGCUGAGAUUACAGGCAUGAGCCACCAUGCCUGGCCAAGAUACCAAAAUCUUUAUUUAAGAUGUUUAAUUGGGUUGCUUUCUUUAUCGUUAUUCUUCUUUUAUUUUAUUUUAUUUUAUUUAUUUAUUUAUUUAUUUGAGAUGGAGUCUCACUGUGUCGCCAGGCUGGAGUGCAGUGGCGCGAUCUUGACUCACUGCAAGCUCCCCCUCCCGGGUUCACACCGUUCUCCUGCCUCAGCCUCCCAAGUAGCUGGGACUACAGGCACCCGCCACCACGCCCAGCUAAUUUUUUGUAUUUUUAGUAGAGACGGGGUUUCACCAUGUUAGCCAGGAUGGUCUUGAUCUCCUGAGCUUGUGAUCCUCCUGCCUCGGCCUCCCAAAAUGCUGGGAUUACAGGCAUGAGCCACCACGCCAGGCCUCUUUUAUUUUUUUAGACAGAGUCUCGUUCUUUCACCCACGCUGGAGUGCAGUGGCAUGAUCUUGGCUCACUGCAGCCUGUCAUUCCCCUCGACCCCAGGUUCAAGGUGAUCCUCCCACCACCUCAGCCUCCGAAGUAGUUAGGACCACAGAUGCAUGCCACCGUGUGUGGCUAAUUUUUGUAUUUUUAAUAGAGAUGGGGUUUCGCUAUGUUGCCCAGGCUGGUCUUGAACUCUUGAGCUCAAGCAAUCUGCCUACCUUGGCCUCCCAAAGUGCUGGGAUUACAGGCAUGAGCCACCAUGCCUGGCCAAUUUCUUACUGUUGGGUAGUAAGAGUUCUUUAUGUAUUUUGGAUAUAAGUGCUUCGUUAGGCUGUGUGAUGUUCAUACAUUUUCCCCCAUCUGUGCCUUGUGUUUCAUUGUCUUAGCAGUGUCUUUUUCCCAGAGCAUAAGUUUUAAAUUUUGAUGAAGUCUGAUUUACCACAUUUUUUCUUCUGCACAUUUGGUGUUCAUCUAACAACUCUACCUAACCCAGACCUUGCCAGACUUUUUCUGUAAAAGGUCAGAUAGUAAAUAUUUCAGCCUUGCUGUCCCUGUUGCAGCUCUGCCAUUGUAGCAAUGAAAGCAGUCAUAGACAAUAUGUAAAUGAAUGAUAAUAGCUGUUCCAAUAAAACUUUAUGAACACUGCAGUUUGAAUUUCACAUAAUUUACAAAUUAUCAAUUAUAUUGUUUUGAUUAUUAGAAAAACAGGUAGUGGAUUGGCCAUGGUUUGCUGAUUCCUGGCCUGACAAACCCAAGUUCACAAAGAUUUUCCUCUUUGAUUUUGUUGUGGUCGUUGUUCCACACCUUCUUUUUUCACUGUUUCCUUAAGGUAGAGUGUACAUAUUUAUAAGGGUACAUGUAAUAUUUUGAUAGAUUCAUACAGUGUGUAAUGAUCAAAUCAGGUUAAUUAGGGUAUCCAUCAUCUCAGAUGUUUAUCCUUUUUUUUGUAUUGGGAAGAUAACAAAUGUUCUAGCUAUUUUAAAAUAUACACUAAGUUAUUGUUGACUCUAGUCACCCUAUCGUGCAAAUAAAAACUAAAACGUAUUCCUUCUAUCUGACUGAGUUUUUAUGCCCAUGAAUCAACUUGUCUUCAUCCCUACCGCUUCCCAGCCCCCGGUGACCAUCAUUCUACUGCCUAUCUCCAUGAAAUCAACUUCUUAAUCUCUCAUAUAUGAAUGAGAAUAUGUGAUACUUGUCUUUCUGCCCUUGGCCUAUUUCACUUAACAUAAUGUCCUCCAGUUCUAUCCAUGUUGCUGCAAACAGAUUUUAUUUUCCAAACCUUAAGCUUUAUAGAUGACUUCACUUUUUAAAUGGCUGAAUAAUAUCCUCUUGUGCAUGUAUACCUCAUUUUCUUUGAUUUUUCUUUCUUUCUUUUUAAAUAGAGAUGAGUUCUCACUAUACUGCCCAGGCUGGUCUUGAAUUUUUUUGCUCAAGCAAUCCUCCUGCCUUGGCCUCCCAAAGUGCUGGGAUUCCAGGCUAAACCACUGUGCUCCUUUAUGCGUUUUUUUGUUUUGGUUUUUGUUUUUAAAGACAAAAUUUUGCUCUGUUGCCCAGGCUGGAGUGCAGUGGUGCGAUCUUGGCUCACUGCAGCCUCCACCUCCCAGGUUGAAAUUAUUCUCGUGCCUCAGCCUCCCAAGUAGCUGGGAUUACAGGCACCCACCACCACGCCCAGCUAAUUUUUGUAUUUUUAGUAGAGAUGAGGUUUCACCAUGUUGGCCAGGCUGGUCUUGAACUCCUGACCUCGGGUGAUUCAUCUGCCUUGGCCUGCCAAAGUGAUGGGACUACAGGCAUGAGCCACUGCGCCCAGCCCCUUUGUGCACUUUUAAAAACAUAUCUUAGAAUUUGUGAUACAUGUUUUAUUUUCAUUUUCAUUUGGUUCACAAUAUUGUAAAAUUUCUACUAUGACUUACUCUUUGACCCAUGAUUUGUUUUAAAACGUAUUGUUUAAUUUUCAAACAUUUAGGGAUUUCCCAGACAUCUUUGUUGUUGGUUUCUAAUUUAAUUCCAUUAUGGUUAGGGAACAUACUCGUUAUGAUGAAUUAAAAAAAAAUGUAGAGGUUUGUAUAUGGCCUGAAACAUUGUUUGUUUAGGUCAAUGUUCAGUUUGUAAUAGGAAAGAUGUGUUCUGCUGCCGUUAGGUAAAGUGUUUCAUAAAUAAUAAUUAGGUCAAGUUGGUUGAUCGUGUUAAGGUCUUCCGUAUCCUUGCUGAUUUCCUGUCUGCUUGUUCUAGUGAUUACUGAGAAAGGAGUGUUGAAGUCUGCAACGAUUGUUAUGGGUUUGUUCUCUUUCUCCUCGAAAUUCUGUCUGUUUAUGCUUCCUGUAUUUUGAGGCACUGUUAUUAGAUGCAGAAACAUUUACAGUUUUGUCCUCUUGAUUAUUUGACCCCUUUAUCAUUCUGAAAUAACCUUUAUUUCUGGUAAUAAUCAUUAUAUUAGAAAACAUCAUUUGGCCAGACAUGGUGGCUCAUGCCUGUAAUCCCAGCACUUUGGGAGGCCGAGGCGGGUGGAUCACCUGAGGUCAGGAGUUCGAGUCCAGACCGGACAACAUGGUGAAACCCCAUCUCUACUAAAAAGAGAAAAAUAGCCUAGUGUGGUGGCACACGUCUGUAGUCCCAGCUACUCAGAAGGUUGAGGCAAGAUAAUCACUUGAAUCUGGGAGUUGGAUUUUGCAGUGAGCCGAGAUCACGCCACUGCACCCCAGCCUGGGAAGCAGAGCAAGACUCCAUCUCAAAAGAAAAAAAAAAAAAAAAAAAAAAAACAGGCCAGGUGCAGUGGCUCAUGCCUGUAAACCCAGGACUUUGGAAGGCCGAGGCAGGUGAAUCACCUGAGGUCGGGAGUUCGAGACCAGCCUGGCUAAGAUGGUGAAACCCCGUCUCUACUAAAAAUACAAAAAUUAGCCAGGCAUGGUGGCAGCUGCCUGUAAUCCCAAGUACUUGGGAGGCUGAGGCCAGAGAAUUGCUUGAAGCCGGGAGGCAGAGGUUGCAGUAAGCCAAGAUCAUGCCAUUGCACUCUAGCCUGGGUAACAGAGCAAGACUCCAUCUCGGGGGGAAAAAAAAAAAAAUUAUUUAAUAUUAAUAUAAAAUUAGUGUUUUAUAUUAGUAGUAUAAUACUGUUUUUGACUAGUGUUAAAAUGACAUAUCUUUCUCUACCCUUUCGCUUUUAAUCUAGAUACCAUGAUAUUCAUUUAUUUUUUAAUUCGUAAAAAUAGAGAUGGGGUUUUGCCAUGUUGCCCAGGCUGGUCUUGAAUUCCUGGGCUCAAGCCACCUGCCCACCUCAACCUCCCAAAACGCUGGGAUUAUAGGCGUGAGCCGCCAUACUUGGCCAUAUCAUUAUAUUUUCAAAUGGUUUCUUGUUUUUUCGUUUUUCUUUUAAAUAUAAUCUGACAGCGUCUUUUAAUUAAUGUGUUUUGGACCAUUUACAUUUAAUAUGAUUGAUAAUGAUUGGAUUUAGGUUUCCUUUUUAUUAUUUGUUUUCUGGUUAUUUCUUUUUUGGGGGGUUUCUUCUGUUUCUUUUUUCUGCCUAUUUUUGGAUUAACUGAAUAUUUUUUAGUGUUAUGUUUUAUUAAUUGGCUUUUGGUUAUAUCUGUGCUAUGUUUUUGCUGUAGGAAUUACAAAAUAUAUACCUAACCUACCUACUUAGAGUUAGCAUUUUACCUCUAAAUAAAAUGUAAAAGUAUCGCAAACAUAUAGGUUUCUUUAUUCUAGCCCCUCCUUAUAAUUGUAUAUAUGUGUGUGUGUAUGUGUGUAUAUAUCUAUAUACACUUUCAAUGUAUGUAGAUAUGUAUCUAUACUUUCAAUGUAUAUUAUAUCUACAUGCAUACAUUGUGUAUGUAUGUAGAUGUAUAUCUACAUACAUUGAAAGAUACAUAUCUACAUACAUAUACAAUGCAUGUAUGAUACCUUUGGCUACUACAUCCUUCUUAAAUUUCCUGUUGCCACUUAUGACCCGAUUUCCUUGACCAGUUAUUCCUCCUUCAAACAUCCCUCUUACAUGUGAUAGUCCUCAGCAUUUAGUUUCCCCAACUUUUCCCUAAUUAUCAGUUGACUCAAUUACCACCAAAAUAUCAAUGACUUUUUUGAGACAGAGUCUCACUCUGUCACCAGGCUGGAGUGCAGUGGCACGAUCUUGGCUCACUGCAACCUCUGCCUCCUGAGUCCAAGUGAUUCUCCUCCCUCAGCCUCCCGAGUAGCUGGGACUACAGGUGUGUGCCAACACACCCAGCUAAUUUUUGUAUUUUUAGUAGAGACGGGGUUUCACCAUGUUGGCCAGGAUGGUUUCAAUCUCUUGACCUUGUGAUCAGCCUGCCUCAACCUCCCAAAGUGCUGGGAUUACAGGCAUGAGCCACCGCGCCCGGCCAAAAUAUCAAUGACUUCUAGAUCCAUUUUCCUACCUAGACCUCUUUUCUAAACUCCAGAUAUAUAUUUCCAACUGCCUGUGCUGUCCGCCAUAAACUCUACCUUGUAGGAAAUAGAAAGGAGUUACAAAAGUUUAGGUUCAAAGCAAAAUUUAAAAACUCAUAAAUGAGACAAAAUUUUGUGAUGAUAAAGGCUAUGGUCCACAAUGAAGAUAUGAAAGUAAUGAACCUUUCUAUAAAACGUAUAUGUGAUAGAGCCGGUCCCCAACUUUAAGCCUUUCAGCGAUUCAAGUAGCUACAGAACAUCGUUAAAGUACUGAGAGAAAUGUCAAUCCAGAAUUCUAUAUCCAGCAAAAAUACCCUUCAACAAUUAAGGCAAAAAGAAAAAGAAGAAAGACAUUUUGGAUGAAGAAAAUCUAAGAGAAUGUGUUGGUGGAAGUUCUGCUCUAAAAUAAAAGUAAAAGAAGGUCUUUAGGCCAAAGGAAAAUUAUACCAGUGGUAAUACUAGAACUUCAGAGAUAAAGAGCAGCAGAAAUGGUAUCUGGGAAAAUUUAAAAACGCAGACGGUUGUUUCUCCUCUUAAGCUCUUUAAAAUAUGUAUAGUGGUUGAAAGCAAAAGUUAAAACACUGGUGAGACUUUCAAUGUAUGUAGAUAUACGUAUAUAUAGAUACAUAUAUCUAUAUACAUGUAGAGGUAAUAAUGGUAGCUAUUUUAUGGAGCUGAUCUGAGGAUAAAAUGAAAUAAUGCAUUUUAAAGUGCUUAGCACAAUGUCUGGCAAAUAGAAAGCACUCUAUAGGCCAGGCAUGGUGGCUCACGCCUGUAAUCCCAGCACUUUGGGAGGCCUAGGCAGGUGGAUCACUUGAGGUCAGGUAUUUGAGACCAGCCUGGCCAACAUGGUGAGACCCCGUCUCUACUAAAAAUAUGAAAAUUAGCCGGGUGUGGUGGUGGGCUCCUGUAAUCCCAGCUACUUGAAGUGAGGCAGGCGAGUGGCUUGAACCUGGGAGGUGGAGGUUGCAGGGAGCCAAGAUUGCACCACUGCACUCCAGCCUGGUCGACAGAGCAAGACUCCAGCUCAAAAAAAAAAAAAAAAAAAAAAGGGGGGGGGACAAUGUUACACUUCUUCCUUCUAGAAACAUACAUUUUAUAGAGAGUUGUUUUUUGAAGUCUAGAAGUCUGAAAACGUAGGAGUCAACUCUGAAAAAUCUACAGUGGUUUCUGGGGUUUAAUCUUGGCAUGACUUUACCCCUGCAUCUCUGCCCUCGGCAGGUAGUUUUGUUUAUGGGUGUCGUUGGUUGAACAAAUAAUUGUUUUAGUUGCUACAAUAAAUAAAACAUGAUCUGUGCUCUAAAGGAGUCAACAGAUGAGCCAGGGGGGCAUGAGUAAUUGCCUGUAAUAUAAUUGUGCUCACGCUGUCAUGGAGGACCGUACAAAGUGUCAGAAGCACAGUGCCAGGAGGCACAGCAAAGGGUAGUAGAGGUGACAUUUGAGCCCAGCCUUGAAAACUGUCUGGGAUUUCUCAGAAUUUCAGCAAAGUAAGGCAAUUUCUGUCUAAAAUAUAUAGGCAAAGUUUUUAUUAAAAAUAUGAGAAAUUAAAUAACAGAUUAUGACCACAAUGCAGAUUUUAAAACUAAGGUAUGAUGGGUGCCGUUGACCGGUUCAUCCAGACAGUUCAGAGAACAGAACAUCCAUGUAGAUCCUUCUUGUAUUACAGAAUACAAAGGAGCGGAAAAUUUUGCCUCAGUAACUGCCAGGUCAUUCUAGUUAAAGUACCUAUACAUUGUAAUAUAAUUCCUCCAUUAAGGUAACAGCCAAUCAGGUGGUACAGAGUCUGUGCCAUUCAGUCAAGAAAUUCACUCCCUUAACCUAGACUGUGCUGGAAAUUCAUUGACAAAUUUUGUUCUUUGGUAAUCCAUUUUUCUUCAGAAUUCAUGCAGACCACUUGACUUCCUUAGCAUUUUCUUUUGUGGGCGUAUAUUAAUGUCUUUGAUUAAGCUUCAGCUUCCGUUUGCAUCAAUCCUGUUGUAAUCGUGCCUCCUGAGGCAUCUUUUUGCUUCCCUUGCAUCAGUUUCCAAAAUCCUACUUUCUGCUUGGUAAGGGGAGUAUCCAUUUUCUUUAAAGCAGUGGUUUUCAAACUUGCCUGCACAUCAGAAUUAUUUGGGGAGAAGGAUAAAAAUACAGAUUACUGAGCUUCACCUGGGAUUCUGUAGAUUUGAGUUGCAUUUGGGAUUACUUUAAACAAUUUACCAUAUGAUUUUUGUGGCACCUCCACUUCAGUUUUAGGAAGGACUGUUUCAAGGCAGCUUUUCAAACUUUAAUGACCAUAGAAAUCACCUGAAGAUUGUGAGAAACUGCAGAUCCUGAUUUAGUAGGCCUGGGUUUAGGCCUGAGGUUCUGAAUUUCUCUGAAAUGUGAUAAUAGCAAAUCCCUUGUUGAGUAGCAAGGUUGUUUUUUGUUUUUUUCUUUUUUUUCCAAUAUCUUCAUGACAUUCGAUGAGUAGCAAAGUUCGAAGAUAACUUCUGGAAUUUCAUCUAAUGUGUAUUAAUUUUUACUCAUCUGGAUCUUAGGGGAAAUAACCUAUCAGGUUAUAGGGAAGUGUUUCUCAAAGUAUGGU
Molecule: messenger RNA, 13628 nt
Organism: Gorilla gorilla gorilla (western lowland gorilla)
Lineage: Eukaryota; Metazoa; Chordata; Mammalia; Primates; Hominidae
Product: KAT8 regulatory NSL complex subunit 1-like
Exons: 7
Coding region: 535-1932 (465 amino acids)
Cellular component (GO): NSL complex
Molecular function (GO): histone acetyltransferase binding
Source: RefSeq, a predicted model, not a curated record